AUGGCUUCUAGUGACAGUGAAGAGGAUCGCAGAGAACGUGAUAAAUUUGCGGAAAGGCUCAAAAGAAAAGACAAAGACAGAACUCGUAAUAUUGCUAUUCCUCGAUCCGAUAAAAAAGCUUACGAAGAGGCAGCAAAAAGAUUAAAAUUAGAAAAUGAACGUGAGAAAGAAAUGGUCAUUCCUCGACUCCGUAUUGAGUCUCGUCGUAAAUAUCUCGAAAAAAGAAAAGAUGAUAAGGUCACUGAACUUGAAGCUGAUAUCAUAGACGAUGAAUAUUUAUUUGAUACUGAAGAUUUAUCACAACGUGAAAUUUUUGAUCGUGAACACAAAAAGAAGUUAUUGAGUCUCGCCAAAGAACAUGAAAAAGCUAGAGAACUUGAAAAUGUUCAGCGUUAUCGGAUGCCUCAAGAUAUUAAAGAUGACCAGAUGGAGUAUGAGAUGGAAGUUGAUAAAGCACCAAUUACUGAACAACAAAAAUGGGAAGAAGAACAGAUGUCUUCUGCUGUUUAUAAAUUUGGUGCUAAAAGACAAGAAAAAGAACAAUAUGAAUUAUUGAUUGAUAAUCAAAUAGAUUUUAUUCAAACUGCAAAUUUACCUGGCACACAGGAAGAUGAAAAACCUGAAAUAACUGAAAAACAAAAGAAAAAACUUAACAUAGAAGAGACAAAAAAGAGUUUGCCUAUUUAUAAAUUCAAAAAAGAUCUAAUAAGAGCCAUUAAAGACCAUCAAAUACUUAUCAUAGAAGGUGAAACUGGUUCUGGCAAAACGACACAAAUUCCUCAAUAUUUACAUGAAGCUGGUUUCACAGAAAAUAACAAAAUAAUUGGAUGUACCCAACCUAGACGAGUAGCUGCUAUGUCAGUGGCAGCUCGUGUAGCUGAAGAGAUGUCUGUUAAACUUGGAAACGAAGUUGGUUACAGUAUACGUUUUGAAGAUUGCACUUCAGAGCGCACUAUAAUUAAAUACAUGACUGACGGAACAUUGCAUAGAGAGUUUUUGUCUGAACCAGAUUUGCAGUCUUAUAGUGUGAUGAUUGUAGAUGAAGCUCAUGAACGUACCCUUCACACUGAUAUUUUAUUUGGUUUAGUAAAAGAUGUUAUACGAUUCAGACCAGAUUUGAAAUUAUUAAUAUCUAGUGCCACUUUAGACGCCCAGAAGUUUUCUGAAUUUUUUGAUGAUGCGCCUAUAUUUCGAAUACCUGGAAGACGUUUCCCUGUGGAUAUAUACUACACAAAAGCACCUGAGGCGGAUUAUAUUGAUGCCUGUGUUGUAUCUAUAUUACAGAUACAUGUUACACAGCCCCUUGGAGAUAUACUAGUCUUUUUAACUGGUCAGGAGGAGAUUGAGACUUGUAAUGAACUACUGCAGGAGCGUGUUCGUAGACUUGGCUCUCAAAUCAAAGAACUGAUUUUAUUACCAGUUUAUAGUAAUUUACCUACUGAGAUGCAAGCCAAAAUUUUUGAGCCUACACCUCCCAAUGCUAGAAAAGUUGUUUUAGCCACAAAUAUAGCAGAAACUUCUUUGACAAUCGACAAUAUUAUUUAUGUUAUUGACCCAGGUUUUUGUAAACAAAAUAAUUUCAAUUCACGAACUGGCAUGGAAUCUUUAAUAGUUGUACCAAUAUCAAAGGCAAGUGCUAAUCAAAGAGCUGGGAGAGCUGGUCGAGUAGCUGCUGGUAAAUGUUUUCGCUUGUAUACAUCAUGGGCUUAUAAAAGUGAACUUGAAGACAAUACAGUUCCAGAAAUUCAAAGAAUUAAUUUAGGUAAUGCUGUAUUGAUGUUAAAGGCUCUUGGUAUUCAUGACUUGAUACAUUUUGAUUUUCUGGAUCCUCCCCCGCAUGAAACAUUAGUACUUGCAUUGGAACAACUUUAUGCAUUGGGUGCAUUGAAUCACAAGGGUGAAUUAACCAAAUUAGGACGUCGUAUGGCUGAAUUCCCAUUAGACCCAAUGAUGGCAAAAAUGCUCUUGGCAUCUGAAAAGUAUAAAUGUUCAGAAGAAAUUGCUUCCAUAGCGGCAAUGUUAAAUGUGAACAGUGCUAUAUUUUACCGACCCAAAGAUAAAUUAAUUUUAGCUGAUACAGCUCGUAAAAAUUUUUUUUCACAAGGUGGUGAUCAUUUAGCUUUAUUAAACAUUUAUAACCAAUGGGCCAAUACAGAUUUUAGUACAAAUUGGUGUUAUGAAAAUUAUAUUCAACAUAGAUCAAUGCGCAGAGCUCGGGAUGUCAGAGAUCAAUUAGUUGGUUUAAUGCAACGUGUUGAAAUGGAUAUAGUAUCAAAUCCAACUGAAACUGUUAAUAUUCGAAAAGCCAUAACUGCCGGUUAUUUUUAUCAUAUUGCAAGACUGUCAAAAGGUCAUUAUCGCACUGUUAAACAUAAUCAAACUGUUAUUAUUCAUCCAAAUAGCAGUCUGUUUGAAGAGCUCCCAAGAUGGGUUCUAUACCAUGAGUUAGUAUUAACAACUAAAGAGUAUAUGAGACAAGUCACGGAGAUUGAGAGUAAAUGGCUACGUGAAGUAGCUCCUCAUUACUAUCAAGACAGAGAACUUGAAGACUCUACUAAUAAAAAAUUACCUAAGACAUUAGGAAAAACAAGUUCUGAACUAAAAACUAAUAAUUAAAUUAAAUGUAAUUUGUUAAAUUUUGUUAAAUAAAAAAAAAAAUAUAAAUAAAAACUAGCCUUAUACUCUAAUAUAUAUUUACAUAUAUUCUACUUUUAUACAGUUGGUAUUUUCCAUAACAAAACUGGUCAUAAUGAUAUAUUUCGUAAAAUUACAUUAAUUUUAAGGUUCUGACAAAACUCUUAUAUCUGUGUACAUCAAAUGACUUUUUAUAAGUUUGUAACAAUAAUAUUGGGUAAUAAACAUGAAAAUCAGUGAUUGUAAAUAUAAUAUCUUGAACUGUGUAUUUGAAUGAUCGUACAGUUAUAGCAUGUAUUACGGGUGGAAUUACCUACUUGCGUCUUUAAAAUAGUAUUACAAUCUUUUAUCAUAUACAAUGGAGCUCCCUUAAUAAUUUUCUGUGUCUGAUAUAACCUCUACGUAUUAGUUAUUUUAUAGCGGUAGUUGGCACAAUGACACAUUAUUCCCUGAAAUGAAAUGGGUAGUGGGGAUUAUGACACAGCUUGGUACACAAGCAAUAUGCACAUAGUUCUAUUGUAUAUGAUCUAAGGUCAUGGGAUUAAAUAACAAAUCGAUUACAAGUGAAUUGAAUAAGGCUUUAACUAACUUUUUGUUGUUCAAUUUGGUGUUACUGUCUUACAGUAUUUUCAAUGAAGACGAAAUGACAACUGAAUGUCUCCGGUUAAUUUAUGCUAAGUGAAAAUAAGUAAUACUAAAUUGAAAAAAAGUAUCUUAUAGAUAAUACUAAUUAUAUUUAUUAAUAAAGGAGAUAAAGAUGACGUAGAAUAACUACGUUGAUCUUUGACAGUAAAAAAAUGUAUUACAAUGUAUAUUUUUUAGUUUGUGAAGAGUUAAAUAACCUUAAUUUUGA
This is a messenger RNA of Myzus persicae (green peach aphid), 3487 nucleotides long. It is a transcript of the gene l(2)37Cb, whose product is annotated as putative pre-mRNA-splicing factor ATP-dependent RNA helicase DHX16. Gene Ontology annotation, molecular function: RNA binding; ATP binding. The transcript has 12 exons. Lineage: Eukaryota; Metazoa; Arthropoda; Insecta; Hemiptera; Aphididae. Bases 1 to 2616 code for a protein of 871 amino acids. Gene Ontology annotation, cellular component: intracellular anatomical structure; catalytic step 2 spliceosome. The record is from RefSeq and is a predicted model, not a curated record.